CCCGCCGCUCUCCGGCGAGAGCAGGCCGUGCCCUCAGCAAAGAUGGCGGCCGCGGGAUGCGAGCCUUGACGAACCGCCGGCGUCGCUCGCCCCUCCCCUCCCGCGGGAGCGACCGCGCGCACCGGUGACGCGCAAGGGGCGCGACGGCCGGAGCGGCGGGGACCGGAGCACCUUGAGUGAUGCCCAAGAAGUUCCAAGGUGAAAAUACCAAGUCGGCUGCUGCCCGCGCGAGGAAAGCUGAGGCAAAGGCAGCAGCCGAUGCCAAACGUCAGCAGGAGCUGGAAGAUGCCUACUGGAAGGAUGAAGACAAACACGUGAUGAGGAAGGAACAAAGAAAGGAAGAGAGGGAGAAGCGGCGGCUGGAGCAGCUGGAGCGCAAGAAGGAGCUGCAGCGCCUGCUGGAGGAGGAAGACUCGAAGCUGAAAGGGAAGUCACCCAAGCAAGUCACUCCGGGCAAAGUCACCAGGGCCCAGAUCGAGGAGACGAUCAGAAAAGAGCAGCAGCAGCAGGAGAAUGCAGAUACAGUGGAGAAGGAGAAGACUCACUUGGAGGUUCCCUUGGAAGAGAACAUCAACAGAAGGGUACUGGAGGAAGGAUCGGUGGAGGCCAGGACGAUUGAAGAUGCCAUUGCUGUCCUCAGCGUUGCCAAUGAUCUGGACCGGCACCCCGAGCGCCGGAUGAAAGCUGCCUUCACGGCUUUUGAAGAGGUCAAUCUACCACGCCUGAAGCAAGAGAACCCCAACAUGCGCCUGUCCCAGCUCAAGCAGCUCCUCAAGAAGGAGUGGAUGAAGUCUCCAGAAAACCCCAUGAACCAGAGGCACAAAGCUUACAACAGCCAAAAGUAGAACUUAGAGCUGAUCGUCCCCCACGGACAGUGGGCUGGAGCCACAGGGCUCUGCUUGGAUGAAAAUAAGAGACACAAGAAACCCUCUCCUUUUGUUUCCUUUCCCUGUCCCCACUUUCUGUCUUUCUCUGUUCUUGGAUUUAAGAUAAGCACGAGGUGAAGACGGCCUGUCCCUCCCGACGUGCUCACCCCUCUGCAGGCAGCUGGUACAGAGCAACCCAGACAGACUAACACUACCUUCAUGCUUCCAAAUUUGGUUGUUAUCUUACAAAAAAGCUACUAACUCGCUUCCAGACCUUCAGCACGGGCAGCAGUUUGUGAGGUGUGAUGUCAGAGCUGCCUGCUGAGGUAGGGGAUGCUGGCUAGCACCGCGCGUUAACCCGCUCACAGCCCAGACCUGCGUUCAUCCCUGUCUCUACUGUGGCUGCACCGCACCCUCGUGCUCUGCAGGGUGAAUUUUUGCAUCUGUCACGAGGAAGGUGCCUGCCCUCAUGUCGUCCUCGGUGCUGGGACGUCCCCAAAGAGAUUCCAGACUGGGAUCGCUGUUGGCCCUGCCUGCUGCCGGCCACCUCUCGCCUCCUGAUCUCGACUGGCGGUGCAUCAGACAGGGAGGAGGAACCCCAAUGGGAGCAGAAGCUCUGUUGUGGGGAAGAGAGAAAAUAACCUUCCGUCUUCAAUACAAGAAAUAACAGCGCAGCGUGGUUCCUGCCUUCUCUGCGCAGGACACUGGUGCCGGACUUCUCUGUGUGACUUUCCUGGUGGCCUUGCCCAGAGCCUUACACACUGCUGGUGGGACAGGAGGGUUCCUGGAGGGGCUGCAACCCCGCGCUACCCAACAACUGCCCCAGGAAGGGAAGCUGCUGCCUCUCCUAUUGCUUCUUUCCCCGCCUGCUCUCGGGCUCAGGCAAGAAGGUGCUCUGUGGGCCCAUGGAAGGGGACACGAGACUGUCGGGCUCAGCAGCUUCCCCCGCCGCUGGACCGAAGGCACUGGCCUGGCUGUGUCGCCUCUGCUCCCCUCGGCCGCAGCCCCACGGUCUGUCCGCUGGUCCAGGCCGGAAGAAAUCGGUGAGCUCCCGCAGCCAUGGCAGAGUCCUGCCCCUCGCUUCGAGCAGCCACCGGGUUUUCCUCUUUUCCCUUUCCCCUUCCCAUCUCUUCUCUCCUUUGGGAGUGAAAUUCCUUCCUAAGGUCUAAACCCUUGACCGGGCAGCAGCUCCGUCGCCGUCGGCACUUACCUGUGUGUGUAACCGGGGCUGCCAAACCCAGAGCAGCUCGUGGCUGGUUUGGCAUCCCGCCGGGGUUUCAUCUGAUGGCACUAAACAAAGAGGGUAACGGGCAGCGCGUGCCUGCGAGCAGGCAGGGAGGGUUGCAGAGGCGUUUGCACUUUGGGGGUGAGGGGGGGGGUUUGAGGAGGCGAUGCUGUUUUGGGGUUCUCCCCAGCCCUCCCCACCCUGCUUGCAGGUUGAAGGAGCUGGGUCAGCCCCUGCCACUGUGUCCCCCCCCCACACACACACGCUCCCCCGUGCCCAGCCGGUAAAGCCAGGGAGGAAUGCACCCCGCGUCUCCCCUUUCUGUGAGAAGUUUGUUGUGUUUGAACCCAAUUAAAAAUUAAAAAACCAA
Grus americana (Whooping crane) is the source of this 2461-nucleotide messenger RNA. It is a transcript of the gene CCDC124, whose product is annotated as coiled-coil domain containing 124. Gene Ontology annotation, biological process: transcription by RNA polymerase II. The record is from RefSeq and is a predicted model, not a curated record. The coding region runs from base 180 to 845 and encodes 221 amino acids. Gene Ontology annotation, cellular component: nucleus. The transcript is spliced from 5 exons. Gene Ontology annotation, molecular function: transcription coactivator activity. Lineage: Eukaryota; Metazoa; Chordata; Aves; Gruiformes; Gruidae.